GGCUGUUUCCAGCGAGAUGCCCAGGCUCCCAGGUCUCAAUGAAUGCACUCGCGGAAGUGCCACCUCUUGUGAAGAAUGCCUGCUAAUCCACCCCAAAUGUGCCUGGUGCUCCAAAGAGAACUUCGGCAGCCUACGGUCGGUCACCUCCCGGUGUGACUUGAAGGCAAACCUGGUCAGAAACGGCUGCGGAGGGGAGUUUGAGAGCCCGGCCAGCGUCACCCAGGUUCUGCGGAGCCUGCCUCUCAGCAGCAAGGGCUCCAGCUACGCGGGCUCAGAUGUCAUUCAGAUGACGCCACAGGAGAUCGCCGUGAACCUGCGGCCUGGCGACAAGACUACCUUCCAGCUGCAGGUGCGGCAGGUGGAGGACUAUCCCGUGGACUUGUACUACCUGAUGGACCUCUCCCUGUCCAUGAAGGACGACUUGGACAACAUCCGGAACCUGGGCACCAAGCUCGCCGAGGAGAUGAGGAAGCUCACCAGCAACUUCCGACUGGGGUUCGGGUCUUUUGUAGACAAAAGCAUCUCUCCUUUCUCCUACACAGCGCCGAGGUACCAGACCAACCCAUGCAUCGGUUACAAGCUGUUCCCAAACUGCGUCCCUUCCUUUGGGUUCCGCCACCUGCUGCCUCUCACAGACAGAGUGGACAGCUUCAACGAGGAAGUUCGGAAACAGAGGGUGUCCCGGAACCGCGAUGCCCCCGAGGGCGGCUUCGAUGCCGUGCUCCAGGCGGCUGUCUGCAAGGAGAAGAUCGGCUGGCGAAAGGACGCCUUGCACCUGCUGGUCUUCACAACGGACGAUGUGCCCCACAUCGCACUGGACGGAAAACUGGGGGGCCUGGUGCAGCCACACGAUGGCCAGUGCCACCUGAACGAGGCCAACGAGUACACUGCAUCCAACCAGAUGGACUACCCAUCCCUCGCCUUGCUGGGAGAGAAGUUGGCGGAGAACAACAUCAACCUCAUCUUUGCGGUGACGAAAAACCAUUAUGGGCUCUACAAGAAUUUUACAGCCUUGAUACCCGGAACAACGGUGGAGAUUUUACACGGAGACUCUAAAAAUAUCAUUCAACUGAUCAUCAAUGCGUACAGUAGCAUCCGGUCUAAGGUGGAGCUGUCAGUCUGGGAUCAGCCUGAAGACCUUAACCUCUUCUUCACUGCCACCUGCCAGGAUGGCGUGUCCUACCCUGACCAGAGGAAGUGUGAGGGCCUGAAGAUCGGGGACACGGCAUCUUUCCCACCAUCUGCCAGCUCGCACCACUGUUCAGGGAGAAGCACUUCAGAUGGCAUUUGGUCAGGGUGUGCCAGAUCCCUGUCUGGAUUUCCACAGUGCCGCUGCAGCGCGGGGCAGGAGCCGGACAGCCCCCGAUGCAGCGGGAACGGGACCUACGUCUGCGGUCUGUGUGAGUGCAACCCCAGCUACCUGGGCAGCAAGUGCGAGUGCCAGGAAGGGGAGAACCCGAGCGGGCACCAGAACCUGUGCCGCGAGGCGGAGGGCAAGCCGCUGUGCAGCGGGCGCGGGCAGUGCAGCUGCAGCCAGUGCUCCUGCUUCGAGAGCGAGUUCGGGAAGAUCUACGGGCCUUUCUGUGAGUGCGACAACUUCUCCUGUGCCAGGAACAGAGGCGUCCUCUGCUCAGGACACGGCGAAUGUCACUGCGGAGAAUGCAAGUGCCACGCAGGUUACAUCGGGGACAACUGUAACUGCUCAACAGACAUCAGCACGUGCCGGGGCAAGAAGGGCCAGAUCUGCAGCGACCGCGGGCACUGCGUCUGUGGGCAGUGCCAGUGCACAGAGCCCGGAGCCUUUGGGGAGACAUGUGAGAAGUGCCCGACCUGCCCAGAUGCUUGCAGCACCAAGAGAGAUUGUGUCGAGUGCUUGUUGCUUCACUCAGGGAGCCCAGCUGACAACCAGACCUGCCAAAACCUGUGCAAGGAUGAGGUGAUCACAUGGGUGGACGCCAUCGGGAAAGAUGACCAGGAAGCCGUGCUUUGCUUCUACAAAACUGCCAAGGAUUGUGUCAUGCUGUUCACCUACGCAGAGCUGCCCAGCGGGAAGUCCAACCUGACGGUCCUCAGGGAGCCAGAGUGUGGAACGGCCCCCAACGUCACCACCAUCCUCCUGAUCGUGGUCGGCAGUAUCCUCCUGAUUGGGUUCGUGCUCCUGGGCAUCUGGAAGCUGCUUGUCACCAUCCACGACCGCAGAGAGUUUGCAAAGUUCCAGAGCGAGCGAUCCAGGGCCCGCUAUGAAAUGGCUUCAAACCCUCUGUACAGAAAGCCCAUCUCCACACACGCCGUGGAUUUCACCUUCAACAAAUUCAACAGAUCCUACAACGGCGCCGUGGACUGACGGCUGCUCCUCCUUCGAGGGCUGGAGGGGCGUCUGGUGAAGUCAGAGACUGACACGCUUUGGGCAGCUGCUGGACUCGAUCACGGCUCCCACGAUAGACAAGCAGAGACUGAGCGGUGAGCCUGGGAGAGGAGCCCAUUGCCGGCGCAGGCAGGCUCCCAGCCCGCCGUGCCACAGGCUGCUGGACCACAGCCAUGCCAGGCGCCACCCUCCGUGCCUGGGAAGGAGCAGGGGAGCUUGGCGCUCUUGGCCUUCCCCGCCACAUCCCGCUUGUCCUGUCCAUGGGCUGCCGAGAUGCUGGGCUGCCCCUCCCUCCCAGGAGGGCCAGGCUCCAGUCUGGCCGGAGCAGAAGGCUCCUGGGAGUGUCGGCGUGCAUCACAUCGACGGGUGGUCUGGCUUUUUGCGUGUUGAUCAUUUUUAUAUGAAAUAAAAAGGUCGUGCAUUUAUGGUGUAGUGGUGAUUCCUGAGAAUUGUCUGCCUGAUGUCUAUGCACAUGGGUGUUGGUGAUGGAAUUAUGGAGACGCCUGCUGAAGGCACAGCGUUGGCAAAUGUCAGCUUCCCUCUUCUGUCCGUGUUUGUUUAGUACUUUUGUAACGAAAAGGAAAGAGAUUGCUUGGGAUUGAAAGUAAAGAUUAAAACCAAAA
This is a messenger RNA of Myotis brandtii (Brandt's bat), 2988 nucleotides long. RefSeq names its product integrin, beta 5 (gene ITGB5). NCBI's taxonomy places the organism in Eukaryota, Metazoa, Chordata, Mammalia, Chiroptera, Vespertilionidae. Gene Ontology annotation, biological process: cell adhesion mediated by integrin; integrin-mediated signaling pathway; cell migration. The transcript is spliced from 16 exons. The record is from RefSeq and is a predicted model, not a curated record. The coding region runs from base 17 to 2344 and encodes 775 amino acids. Gene Ontology annotation, cellular component: cell surface; focal adhesion; integrin complex. Gene Ontology annotation, molecular function: integrin binding.